GUCCUGGGUGCAGAGGCUUCUCCAGCUUAGGCCUCGCCUUUGGAGUAUGACCUGGUGGAAAGCCAUGGCUCCCACCGUCACCUAUGUCUUGCCUAUUUUCCAGUCUGCAAGGAGCUGCAGCUUCAUUCUUCCUGUCCCGCUCCAGACCAAGAGCAGCCUGGCAGGGCAGCCCGUAGGCCCCCACUCAGCCCUCACCACAGCCUUCCUUUCCCUUUCAUUUCUGGAGUGACUGGUCUUCCCAGCACCCGCCCGCCCCUCAGGGAGGUGCCUCAUGGCGGCCCGCCCCUCCGGCCUGGUUUCCUCAGGAAAAGCCUUGGGAGGAAGCAGGAAGGGGAUUGGGAGCUGUGGGGGUCAGAGGAGUCUGAGACCUCCCACUGCACUGGCCGCCAUGGGGCUGGGGCGGCUGCUCCCACUGCUAUUGCUCUGGACUCAGGAGGCCCGGGGGUCCGAGCUGGACCCCAAUGGGCAGCACGUCUGCAUGCCCAGCAGUACCUCUGCUGAACUCCAGUGCUGCCCAGGCUGGAGGCAGAAAGACCACGAAUGCACCAUCCCUAUCUGUGAGGGGCCAGACACCUGCCAGGAAGUGGAAGUAUGUGUGAAGCCAGGCCUCUGUCGAUGCAAACCUGGAUUCUUCGGGGCCCAGUGCAGCUCCCGCUGCCCGGGCCAGUACUGGGGCCCCGACUGCCGUGAGAGCUGUCCCUGCCACCCGCACGGCCAGUGCGAGCCAGCCACAGGCGUGUGCCAGUGCCAAACCAAUCGUUGGGGCAGCCGCUGCGAGUUCGCGUGCUCCUGCGGCCCCCAUGGGCGUUGCGACCAGGUGACGGGCGUGUGCCACUGCGAGCCGGGCUGGUGGUCGUCCACGUGCCGCCGCCCGUGCCAGUGCAACCCCGUGGCGGCGCGCUGCGAGCCGGCCACAGGCGCCUGUGUGUGUGAGCCGGGCUGGUGGGGCCCCGAGUGCCGGCAGCAGUGCAAAUGUGUGCGCGGCCACUGCAGCCCCGCCUCGGGCCACUGCGCCUGCCCGCCCGGCUUCCGUGGCGCGCGCUGCGAGCUGCCCUGCACCGCCGGCAGCUACGGAGUGCAGUGCAGCAACAGCUGUGGCCACUGCAAGAACAAGCCAUGCUCUCCAGACACAGGCAGCUGUGAGUCGUGCGAAGCAGGCUGGAAUGGGACCCAGUGCCACCAGCCCUGCCCACCUGGCACCUUCGGCGAGAGCUGCAGGGAGCAGUGCCCACGCUGCUGGCACGGGGAGGCCUGUCAGCCGGAUACUGGACACUGUCAGCGCUGUGACCCUGGCUGGCUGGGGCCCAGAUGUGAAGACCCCUGCCCGGAUGGCACCUUUGGGGAGGGCUGCAGCUCUACCUGUCCCCCCUGUGUUCAGGGGGCCUGUGAUGCUGUGACAGGGGACUGUGUCUGCAAUGCCGGCUACUGGGGUUCCAGGUGCAACAUUUCCUGCCCCUCUGGCUUCCAUGGAGACAACUGCUCGGUUCCCUGUGAAUGCCCAGAGGGACCCUGCCACCCUGUCUCUGGGUCCUGCCAGCUGGGCUCCCCUGGUCAGGACGCCGCCCUCAUUGCGGGCAUCCUCGUGCCUCUGCUGCUGCUCCUCCUGGGCACCGCCUGCUGCGCCUGCUGCUGCUGGGCUGCCCGACUGGACCCCAAGGACAGGCCAGCGAGAGACGGAGCGGCUGUGUCUAGGAUGAAGAUGCAGGUCUGGGGGGCCCCGAUUUCCUCACUGCCCUGUGGUUCCCUCAGUAGCCACAAGCUACCAUGGGUGACAGUCUCGCACCACGACCCGGAGAUCCCCUUCAACCACAGCUUCAUCGAGCCACCCUCUGCCGGCUGGGCCUCGGACGACUCCUUCUCUUCUGAUUCCGAGUCUGGAGAAGAGGACGAGGGUCCUGCCUACUGCGUGCCACCCCAAGAAGGGAUGGUCCCUCUGGCCCAAGCAGAGUUACCAGAAGCCAGCCUGGCCGGAGGCCCUUUCCCACCUCCUGAAGAUGCCUCCACACCAUUUGCCAUCCCCCGCACCUCCAGCCUAGCCCGGGCCAAGCGGCCUUCAGUCUCCUUUGCGGAAGGCACCAGGUUUGCACCGCAGAGUCACCGAAGCUCAGGGGAGCUCUCCAGUCCACUCCGAAAGCCGAAGAGGCUCUCCCGGGGCGCCCAGCCAGGUCCUGAGGGCCAAGAGACUGAAGAGUCCACAGGCCCAGAACAAGCAGAAAAGGAUGAGGCCCCUCCAACUGCCACCAGCCCCAGGGAUUCAGCCACUGGCCGCCGCCGGCCCCUGCUUGGUGGCCGGACAGUGGCUGAACGUGUGGAAGCCAUCGAGGGCAGCGUUCAGGAGAGCUCGGGCUCUGUGACCACAAUCUACAUGUUGGCAGGGACGCCCCGGGGACCGGAUGGCCCUGUCCGGUCUGUCCUCCGCCGUUUUGGUAGCUUCCAGAAAGGCCAGGCAGAGCCCAAGGUCAAGAGUGCCAUUCCCAAGCCUCCACGCCGGGCCCUGAGUCGGAACAAGGGCAGCCCUGGGCUGGCCCCUGGCUCUGCCAGCCAGAUCCCUGGCUCAGCCCCAGAUGCCAAGCUCGCUGGAGCCAUGGAGUCGACAGGAGUCAGGCCGGAAGAAGUGACCACUGGGCUGGCGAAUGGCCUCAAGAGUUCGAGGGGGGCCCAGGAGCUGGUCUGUGGGAGCGGCCCCCCAGAACAGGAUCCUCAGAAGCAGACUGAAGAGGAAGGGCAGGAGGAGCCCCAGUAUGAGAAUGUCGUUCCCAUCUCCGCCCCUGAGCCCUGAGGACCUUGAAUGGGGAAUGGGGAAACUAUGCCUAGGGCCGGGAGCCGAGGGGCGUGUGCCUGAACUGCCCCUGGACCAGAUCGUGCUUCCUGCUGGAAAAUCAGCCCAGGACCAGGACGGACAUACUUCUGUGGAGAAAAGGCAAAGGUUAGAGGCCAGUUGGCUCUGGACCCUGGCGGGGCUCUGGGACUGGGUCUGGAAGGCUUGGGCAGACACCCUGCAGGAUGGGGUCGGGAAGCGGAAGAGAUGACCGCAGGGACUUUUUACUCUGUUGUCCUGGACUCUAUCCCAAAGAGCUAUUCUUUCCUUCAUUUGCAAAACACUUCUGAAAUAGGGAACAAAUUAAAUACUUGAUGAUAAAAGA
Messenger RNA from Tupaia belangeri chinensis (Chinese tree shrew), 3143 nucleotides. RefSeq names its product scavenger receptor class F member 1 (gene SCARF1). NCBI's taxonomy places the organism in Eukaryota, Metazoa, Chordata, Mammalia, Scandentia, Tupaiidae. Gene Ontology annotation, molecular function: low-density lipoprotein particle binding; scavenger receptor activity. Gene Ontology annotation, biological process: heterophilic cell-cell adhesion; dendrite development; positive regulation of neuron projection development. Gene Ontology annotation, cellular component: membrane. The record is from RefSeq and is a predicted model, not a curated record.